Aptenodytes forsteri (emperor penguin) is the source of this 4527-nucleotide messenger RNA. RefSeq names its product calcium voltage-gated channel auxiliary subunit alpha2delta 1 (gene CACNA2D1). The transcript has 38 exons. Bases 17 to 3220 code for a protein of 1067 amino acids. Gene Ontology annotation, molecular function: voltage-gated calcium channel activity. The record is from RefSeq and is a predicted model, not a curated record. Gene Ontology annotation, cellular component: L-type voltage-gated calcium channel complex. NCBI's taxonomy places the organism in Eukaryota, Metazoa, Chordata, Aves, Sphenisciformes, Spheniscidae.
AUCAUGGGUAGAUAAGAUGCAAGAAGAUCUCGUAACAUUAGCACGAACUGCAAGCGGAGUGGACCAGCUUGCUGCGAUUUAUUUGAAAAACAGGGAUUUGUAUACUGUAGAAGCCAACAACCCUCGUCAGCUAGUGGAAAUUGCAGCCAGAGACAUUGAAAAACUUCUGAGUAACAGGUCUAAAGCCUUGGUGCGCCUUGCUAAAGAAGCAGAGAAGUACCAAGCGUCACAUCAGUGGAGGGAUGAGUUUGGGAAUAAUGAUAUAAUCUAUUACAAUGCAAAAGAUGAUCAGAAUGAUCCUGAAAAGAAUGACACUGAAUCUGGCAGCCAGAGAAUCAGACCAGUAUUUGAAGAAGAUCCUGUUUUCCGGCGGCAAACAUCUUACCAACAUGCAGCAGUCCACAUACCAACAGAUAUUUAUGAAGGCUCAACGAUAGUGUUAAAUGAACUCAAUUGGACUGCAGCAUUGGAUGAUGUAUUCAAGCGGAACAGAGAAGAAGACCCCACUUUAUUAUGGCAGGUUUUUGGUAGCGCAACUGGCCUCGCUAGGUAUUACCCAGCUUCCCCAUGGGUAGACAAAAGUCGAACUCCAAACAAAAUAGAUCUGUAUGACGUUCGCAGAAGACCAUGGUAUAUCCAAGGAGCUGCAUCUCCCAAAGACAUGCUUAUUUUAGUUGAUGCGAGCGGGAGUGUCAGUGGAUUGACAUUGAAGCUGAUCCGCACCUCGGUCAUUGAGAUGUUAGAGACCUUGUCUGACGAUGACUUUGUGAAUGUAGUUUCAUUUAACAAUAAUGCUCAGAACGUCAGUUGCUUUAAUCACCUUGUCCAAGCUAAUGUGAGGAACAAGAAGAAGCUGAAAGAAGCUGUCUAUAAAAUCUCUGCUAAAGGAAUUACAGAUUACAAGAAAGGCUUUAGCUAUGCUUUUGAACAGCUGCUAAAUAUUCUGGACUUCAGGGCGCUUCCCUGCCGUUGCAUAUGCAGCUUAGGGCUAGAGCUGGUUGAAAAAUUCCUAACCUUGUUAAAUUUUGAUGGAGGAAAAGAAAAUACAAUGUUUUCACGGGUACGUGUGUUCACAUUUUCUGUUGGUCAACAUAAUUAUGACAAAGGACCCAUACAGUGGAUGGCCUGUGAAAAUAAAGGUUAUUAUUAUGAAAUUCCAUCCAUUGGAGCCAUAAGAAUAAACACCCAGGAAUAUCUGGAUGUUUUGGGAAGACCAAUGGUUUUAGCUGGAGAGAAAGCCAAACAAGUCCAAUGGACAAAUGUCUAUCUGGAUGCUCUGGAGCUGGGCCUUGUGAUUACAGGAACUCUACCUGUCUUCAAUCUAACAAAGGAACAAAAUGGGAAAAUAAAUCAGCUGAUUCUUGGAGUAAUGGGGGUUGAUGUCUCUUUGGAGGACAUAAAAAACCUGACACCCCGAUUUACGCUUUGUCCAAACGGAUACUAUUUUGCAAUUGAUCCUAAUGGGUAUGUGCUACUUCAUCCAAAUCUCCAACCAAAGCAAAUUGGUGUGGGCAUACCAAAAGUUAAAUUGAGAAAAAGGAGACCCAAUGUACAGAAUCCUAAAUCCCAGGAGCCUGUUACGCUGGAUUUUCUAGAUGCUGAAUUGGAAAAUGAUAUUAAAGUUGAGAUUCGGAAAAAAAUGAUAGAUGGAGAAAGUGGAGAAAAAACAUUUGAAACACUGGUCAAGUCCCAAGAUGAGAGAUAUAUUGAUAAAGGAAACAGAACAUAUACAUGGACUGCUGUGAAUGGCACUGAUUACAGUUUGGCAUUGGUGUUACCAUCAUACAGCUUUUAUUAUAUUAAAGCCAAAAUAGAAGAACCAAUAACUCAAGCCAGAUAUUCAGAAACACUGAAGCUUGAUCAUUUUGAUGAAGCUGGCUACACGUUUAUAGCACCAAGAGAAUACUGUAAUGAUGUAAAAAAAUCAGAAAACAACACUGAAUUUCUAUUAAAUUUCAAUGAAUUUAUUGACAGAAAUACUCCAAGCAGUCCGUCAUGUAAUACUGAUAUGGUCAUUAGAGUUUUGCUGGAUGCAGGAUUUACAAAUGAACUUGCCCAAAAUUAUUGGAGUAAACUGUCUCUUGAUGGUGUUGUUGCACAAUUUGUUGUUACGGAUGGUGGAAUUACUAGAGUGUUCCCAAAAAGGGCAGGAGAAGAUUGGUUGGAAAAUGCUGAAACUUAUGAAGUCAGCUUCUAUAAACGGAGUUUAGAUAAUGACAACUAUAUUUUCACAGCUCCGUACUACAACAAAAGUGGUGCCAAUAGCUAUGAAACAGGUAUUAUGGUAAGCAAGGCUGUGGAAAUAACAAUUAAUGGGAAGCUUCUGAAACCAGCAGUUGUUGGAAUAAAAAUUGACGCAACCAGCUGGAUGGAAAAUUUCACAAAAACCACAAUCAAGAGCCUGUGCAACAGUGAAAUCUGUGGCUGUGAGAGAAACAGUAUGCAUGUGGACUGUGUUAUCCUUGAUGAUGGUGGAUUUCUUUUGAUGUCAAAUCGGGAUGAAUAUACACAACAGAUUGGAAGAUUCUUUGGUGAAAUUGAUCCUGGCCUGAUGCGAAACCUGAUUAACAUGUCCCUGUAUGCCUUUAACAAGUCGUAUGACUAUCAGUCGGUCUGCGAUCCCGAAGAAGAACCAAAGCAAGGAGCUGGACUUCGUUCUGCUUAUGUGCCUACGAUAACAGAUAUUUUGCAUCUAGGAUGGUGGGCUUCGGCAGCUGCCUGGUCUAUCUUACAGCAGCUGUUUUUGAGCUUGACUUUUCCACGUUUCCUUGAAGCAGCUGAUAUGGAAGAUGAUGAUUUCAGUGCCGCCCUGCCUAAAACAAGCUGUAUCACUGAGCAAACUCAGUAUUUCUUUGAAAAUGAUGAUAAAUCCUUUGGUGGGAUUGUAGACUGUAUAAACUGCUCCAGACUUUAUCAUGCAGAGAAGAUUUCAAACACCAAUCUAGUAUUCAUUAUUAGUGACAGCCAACUGCUGUGCCGCUCCUGUGACCCAAAGCCACUGAUGCAAGCGGAGAAGCCGGAUGAAGGGCCAAAUCCUUGUGAAAUGGUCAAACAACCCAGAUACAGAAAGGGUCCUGAUGUCUGUUUUGAUGAAGCCAAACAGGAAGAUUCGGCUGACUGCGGUGGUGUCUCUGGUCUGAGUCCAUCACUGUGGUCUAUGGUAGGAAUUCAGUUGGUCCUGCUUUGGCUGUUAUCUGGCAGCAGACACUGCCAGUUAUGACCUUGCUAAACCAAAACCUGCAUAACUUAAUCAAGACCUGGCCAAAACGAUAGCCUCAGUUUCAUUUUAAAAAGGGUCAGCUAUUCAGACAGCAGCAGAACAGCAAUGCUCAUGUCUGGUUAUCACUCGUUGUGAGACUCAUAAAGGCACCCACAGUGGCUGCAUGUUGGAGUGUCGGAUCCUUAAACGUGUGUGAAUGCUGCAUCAUCUAUGCCAUCCGAACAGAAUUCUGUACGUGCUCCACUGGGGAAUCUAAGAUUAUUAUUUCUUUUUCGUUUGUUUGUUGUUGUAAACUUGAUGACUUCAUGUAAAAGGGCUCCCCUGACAAUAGGUUAUGUAUAUGAUUUUCAUUUCUUUUAACCUUUGGACAUCUUGAAGAUUUAUAUUCUUUUACAUGAACAGUUAUUUAAAAAAAAAAAAAAGAAACAAGAAAAUGUACUCCCCAAUAUACAUUACUAGCACCAUGAUGGGUGCUUUGAACAUCAGUUUUGUCCAAACUACUUGAGUAAAAUGAAAAUAUUGGCUAGUUUUCAUCAGAAGUUCAGCAUGAUUGAAAUGCUUUAUGAUGAGUGGUUUAUUCUUCCAAAAGGAAUCAUGUAGCCAGCUAGGUUUUGGAAUGUUGAUAAAUUGUUAGUUUGAAGGAAGGAAGGAAGGAAACUUCUGUUUUUAAAAAUAUAAAGGUGCUUGAGAGUUUAACUAAAAAGUGAUUCUCAUCUUAAACUUGGUGUCACCUUCUGUCAGAAAAAUGUUAAUUUCAAUGUAAUAUUCACCUCCUUUUCACAAUGCAGUUAUAUAUAAAGCUAGUAGAAUCCUUCAAAGGCUCAAACAAAAACGCUUGUGAAUAAAAAAUGUCUUUGUGAUAUUUGAACGUUGGUUUCCAAGGGUAUUUUGCAUGAUGAUGAUGCUAUGUUAUUGUUUUUCAGUUUGUUUUCUUUGAUGGUAGAGUAUAGUCCAUUGAAAAGGUAACUGAGUGAUUCUUUUGUGUGAGAAACUGAACAUUGCAAUGUGUUGCAAUCGAAUCAUAUUAAAUUAUAUUAUGAAACAGAGCUCUGAAUAUACUGUGCAAUGAAAAGCUGAGAAAAUAGGGUAAAUUUAGUUAUUGUAACAAAAGGGUUGAGUUGGAUUUUUUACAGAAUAGUGAUCUCACAUGAAAACCUGUGUACAGAUAUUUUAAGUAUAUAAAAAUCAGAUUUAACACAUUUAUUUUUGGAAGUAUAUGUUCUCUAAGGUUCAUAUCAGGUUCCCCCUUUGUUUCCUUCAUAUAAACACCCAUAAUAUUAAAACUUCUGCUGUCGCUAUUUUUUAUU